Molecule: messenger RNA, 3951 nt
Organism: Guillardia theta CCMP2712
Lineage: Eukaryota; Cryptophyceae; Pyrenomonadales; Geminigeraceae
Exons: 18
Coding region: 1-3951 (1316 amino acids)
Source: RefSeq, a predicted model, not a curated record
AUGAGGAGCGGCAUGUGGAGCCAUCGCCUGGCCCUGAUCUGCAUAGUCUCCUUGCAUCUAUGCAUCAACGUGGAGAACUCAUCGCUCCUGACGUAUCAGCAUGUCGGACACACCAAGUGCUCGCACGAACACGGGCAGGAUAUGCAGGAGCCCUGGUGGGCACAUGUUGGGGAUGCAGCCAGACUUCGAGGAGGAUACUUGGACUCAGAUUCAGAGUUCAAAAUAAACGUGCCGGCGCGGCCGAUCGAGCUUUACGACGACGACGACCCCUACUAUUUCAACGUCACACAAGUUAGUGUCAUGGAGGAAGUGAGGAAAUCAUUGGACCCGGAUGUCUACCCUCCUGAGCCUGUUCAAUAUGGGGAGGAUGGAGAUAUGAUUUAUCCCGAGCCUAUGUCGCUAGAAACCUUCGGCAGAAUCAAGCUGUUCAACGACAGGCGUGUGCUUGAUGAGGAGACUGGAAGGCUGUUGACGUCGAGAGAGACCGAGAAGCGAGGACUAUCAAUCUUCAAGAGGAAGCCGAAAGGAAAGAACAGCCUCGCUAAACGAUGCGCAUGCGGAAACAAGACGCCUUGUCUGGGCAAUGUGGUGAUCACAAGAGAUGAGAACAACAAGAUACAUGAUUACUCCAAGUACCGUCAACGUGUCGGAGAUCAUAUCUUCAACAAGGUGAAGCCCCUUCCAUCUCAGCAGACUAUCUCUGAUGACCGGAAAGCCGUUGGAAGAACUGAGGGAGUUGCACGACGAGAAGCGAUGGAUGCAGAAAGUCAACGCGCCUUGUUCGUUCUGCAAGAGGAGGAUUCCUCUGAGACUGUCAAGGAGAUGCUGCUGGUGCGCCAUGAGAUGGAAGAGGACCUGAAGCGAGCCGACGUGAUUGGGAUGGACGAGAAGACAAGGGAGAAGAAAAGAAUCCAGCUCAAGGAGCUGACACAGAGAAUCGAUCAGAACAUUCUCUACGCUCCUUUCACUAUCAAAGUCGGAAACAAGAACUACACCUUCAACCAGCCGGGAGCAGCCACAGGACUUGGUGAAUUUGAUGAACACGAUUACGACUUGGCGGUUGAUAAACUGCCGGCACCGCCCGAGGGAGAUUUUAUUCGCGUUCCAGGCAAGAACGGUCAGACUAUCCUCCUCGAUCCUGGCCUCCACUUUUGGUACGGCAAGACGUUCGUUCACGCUACCAGCUCGAAGAUCCCGAUGCUGUGGGAGGACGAGCAUCGAACUGUCAACGUGGGACCUCUCAGCAUGCAGGACGGGAUGGAGGAGCAAAAUGGAGUCAUCUAUGAGAUCCAAUCGUUCACGGACGAGAACGACAACCAAACGACUAGGGCGCACAAUAUCACGCUGAGGAGAGACGUGUUUGCGCAUGGGAUGUGGUUCCUUUGCGAAGAGACUUCCGGGCUCUUCCACCACCUCACUUGCUACACUCGAGCUGGAAGCUAUCCGGGGAUGCAUUGCGACCUGAAACCUUCUGUCCAAAACCAGGAGCCAGUUGAAGUCGGGGAGAGGUUUCGACCUCGAACCCUGACGGAGGACUGUUUCCUGAUCAUGGGGAGCGGAUGGAAGUUCGUCUCCUGCGACAUCUUUUGCCUCGACGGAGUUGCCGUUUACGCCGUCGAUGUUAGCAACUCCUCCUUCAUCGACUGCGCCAUCGGCGGUCCCGUCUACCUCGACCAGCCGGACAACGAGUGGGAUCGGCUGGAGCUCGCGUACAUGGGUGUGAGGAUGGAGGGGGCCGCCAUAGCGACUUUGGUCAGGUGUGUCAUACAGAAGACGCAGAUCUACGGUCUCAAGGUCGACGAGUGUAACGAAGUUGUGGUCCUCGACUCCGUCUUCAACAGCAACGGGUGCAUGGGUGGCGCUGCCGUCGCCAUGUCCCGCUGCGCGGAAUGCUCCUUCUCCUCCUGCUACUUCAACGAGAGCGUGUCGCACUCUCCCCUGUGGCGGCACACGGCAGCGUUCGAGACCAAGAUCACAGCUCAGGGGGGAGCUCGGCUGCAGCUGAGAAACAGCACGGUAGUCGGGAGAAAGUGGCUGACGUACUACAGGCCCAAGUUCUUGGAGGAGGAGAACAACGUCUACCUCCCCGGCAAGCGCUUCUUCAACAACACCUGCCGGCCCGGAUGGGAACAGGCGCGCGAGGCAAACAUCGAAGACCCCGUGAUGGUGUCCGGGGAUAGCUACCACGAGAUCUGGUGGCCGAGAAAGAUGCUGCACAAGGCUGGGUUCCAGGACGGAGACUACCCGGAGGACGGGUACGGCAACGUGAGGGGACACACUGAGCUCGAUAUCUUCGAAGACGACCUGGAGGAGGUGGAGAUUAUGCUGAACAGGAGCAAGGAGAUCAUCCUGCAGGACUGGGGAUGGGAAGGGACGAUGGAGGACGCGUUGGAUACCUCUUCCCCGCGAGCAUUGAAUGAGGGGAAGUGGCUGUGGAGGGAGGAGCUCGAGCCGCAGAAUUACAAAAAGGAGAUGUCCAACCUAAGGAAGAGGAAGAAGAUGAUGGCGGAGAGAAGAGGGCCUGUCGUGUCUCGGUUCUCUCAGCUCAUGAACUCCUCCUCCUCCUCGCAAACCAUACGCAUCAUCAGAUCCAUCGUCCGCGAGUCCCACCAGGGGGACCUGGCCAGCGAGUACUGGCUGAAGAAGAAGCUGCAGGAGGAGCAGGACGAGGAGGUCAGAGCAGAACUCCAGCAGGCAUUGAGCAACAUCUCAGUAGGGGAAGAUGAUUUGCGCGAGCUCAUCGGGCAGUACCGAGGGUGUCAAAUCGAUGAAAAGGGGGUACCGACCACCAACAUCAAGGUGGGAAGGUACCACAUCAUGCCUGACCUCAUCCCCAGCUACGUCAGAGCUGCUGUGUGGCCGUUCUUUCCCAUCUACCCUCAGCUCCAGGGGGCGCUGAAAGAGAAGUCGGCAGCGUCCACGUACACCGACCCUGCCGCCUCCCUCCUCGCAGUGCAAGCUGAGAACGUCAGCCAGCCGGGGGAUGACAGAAUGGCGGACGAGGAAGAGGAGGAGAAGGAGAUGGGGAUAGAAAAGCGUGAAGAGGAGGACGGUACGCUUCAGUUGGUGGACCAGGAGAGGUGGAUGAAAGCGCCUUGGUUCGAGGGGGUCAAGUUCGAGAACGGCAAGAUCGCCCCCCUCGAGCUCGACCUCAGCAACGAGACGCAGCUCAUGCAGCUCCCCUGCGAGGACAGGAUCCAGCUAGCCCAGCUGGGCUACGUGCCCUUCCCUACCCUGGACGACAUGGCGGAGGAGGAGAGGAACAGGACGGUCGACGAGUCCUUCCGGAUGUUCUCUGCCCCGGAGUGGAACCAGAUUAUCAUCCCCGCCCUGUGGGACUACGCGCACAAGAUGCGGGUGCCAAUCCCCAACGGCACCGAGAUCAAAGCGGAGAGGAGGAGGCUGACCAAGGAGCUGGAGCUGACCAAGAAGUACUUCGAGGCUCUAGAGCUCUCCGUCGCGCUCCACCUCGAAGAGGAAGAGUGGAAGAGCCUAUACCCACAGCUGGACCCGAACAAGCUCUUCGACCCCCCCAGCGACCGCAAACUUGAGUCCGUCUACGACCGGAUCUGCGAGCUGAGAGCGUACCUGACGAUGGCGGUGAACGACGAGAAGUAUGCUCUGAUGAUGGCGCUCUACCCGCUCGCCAAGGAGGUCGAGGUUGCGUUCAAGACGCGCGACCGGGCCAAGAUAGACGAGCUGGCUGCCCGGCACAAGAACUACGACCUGGAUGCGAAGAUAGCUGACGGCCUCAUGGAGUUUCCCUACUCCCUCAGCCCCGACGGGAACUUUGUGAUAGUGCAGAAGAGACUGAAGAAGCAGUUUGACCUGCUGCGAAGGAUGGAGCCUGGAGAGUCAAGAGGAGCAGGAAGGAGGAAGGGAAGGGAGGGCGAAGUAGGAGACGAGGAAGGACGGGCAGGCGAGGAGGGAGGUAUGGACGAUGAGGCGUAA